ACAGGAACCACGUGUGUUGUUUGUUGCGAUCGGGGGUACCGGUUGACAGCUUUCAUAUUUUGGCCUAUACAUAUUCAAAGAGGGAAAAUGUCUACAAAUCUUGGGAAACUCUUCGAAUUUAUGUCAUUAAUAGGCCAACUGAAGAGGGUGAAAAGAACAGGCUGGGUUCUCAAAAAUGUGACCGACCCUGAGAGCGUGUCUGACCACAUGUACAGAAUGGCCAUGCUGUCAUUUCUUGUUGAUCCUAAAACUGGAAUAAAUAAAGACAGGUGCAUUAAAAUGUCAUUGGUCCAUGACAUGGCAGAGAGUAUUGUGGGAGAUCUCACACCGUCAGACAAUGUUUCUAAGGACGAGAAGUUCAUCAGAGAAGAGAAAGCCAUGCAACAUAUUACAAGUCUGGUUGGAGACGAAGCUUCACAGGAAAUGAUUUCUCUCUGGAAGGAAUACGAGACUCAGUCAACAGCGGAGGCGAGAUUCGUGAAGGAUCUGGACCGGUUUGAGAUGAUACUUCAGGCUGCAGAGUAUGAACAGUUGGACGGGCGACCAAAGGCACUACAGGAAUUCUUUGAUAGUACCAACGGAAAGUUCCAAUCACCCCAAGUCAAAGAAUGGGUGGAGGAAUUGAAGAGGAUACGUCAGGAAAAUCAUAAGAAUGAUAAAACUUGAUGUUUUUUUAAUUUAUUUAAAUUGGACAUUCAAAAAAAUGUGGAUAAGAUACCCCAUAGUAAAAUCUGAAGCAUGCUCGGAGCAUAUUUGCCGACUCUCCCUAUUAAGGAUGGAGACUUCUGCUUUUGGACCUUUAAAUUACAUAUUUUCAACCAGUGAAUUUGCUAAAUUAUUCCUAUAUUCUAAGAACUAAUGAUUUCAUCUGAAA
Messenger RNA from Mizuhopecten yessoensis (Yesso scallop), 874 nucleotides. Its product is annotated as HD domain-containing protein 2-like. The coding region runs from base 88 to 666 and encodes 192 amino acids. Gene Ontology annotation, molecular function: 5'-deoxynucleotidase activity. The record is from RefSeq and is a predicted model, not a curated record. The transcript has 6 exons. Gene Ontology annotation, cellular component: cytoplasm. NCBI's taxonomy places the organism in Eukaryota, Metazoa, Mollusca, Bivalvia, Pectinida, Pectinidae.